AUGGCAGCCAAAGAAAUGAUCAGGCACGGCUACAAACCUGGGAAAGGGCUUGGGAAAUCGUUGCAAGGAAUAGCUGAACCUAUUACUCUGACCGCUAGUGAAAAAACAUUUGUCAAGCCGAAAUAUAAUGAGGAAGAGGAAGAUAAGGCCUUUACGACCGAAGAAAUCGAAGAAAUCUAUGGGGCCAUGAGGAAGAUACUGUAUGAAGCCCGUAUGGUUCAACCAGGGGAGGGCUCAAGCACCGCUGAGGCAUUAGCAGAUCACUUGGCUGAAAACCUAGUUGAUGAUGAAUACCAACCUUUAAACACCUACUUCCCUGAUGAAGAGGUGAAUUCAGUUGAGGCAAUAUCCGAGGACACCAAUUCUUGGAAAAUGUUUUUUGAUGGAGCGGUAAAUGCAAAAGGCGUUGGAAUUGGGGCAAUUUUGAUCUCACCCACUGGUCAACAUCAUCCAGCCACAGCCAGGCUUCGGUUUUUCUGCACAAACAACACUGCCGAGUAUGAAGCUUGCAUUAUGAGUAUGAACAUGGCAACCGACCAAGAUGUCAAAGAACUGUUAAUCAUGGGAGACUCAGAUUUGAUUAUCCGACAUGCUCAAGGAGAAUGGGAAACCCGAGAUGUCAAGCUUAUUCCUUAUAAGAAACAUGUGGAAGAACUUGGUAAGCAUUUCAAGUCGAUAGAGUUCAGGUACAUCCCUCAUUGCCAAAAUGAACUAGCUGAUGCACUAGCCACUUUGGCCUCGAUGUUGCUAUACCCAGGCAAUGCCCACAUUGAUCCUUUGGAAAUCUAA
Nicotiana tabacum (common tobacco) is the source of this 789-nucleotide messenger RNA. The record is from RefSeq and is a predicted model, not a curated record. NCBI's taxonomy places the organism in Eukaryota, Viridiplantae, Streptophyta, Magnoliopsida, Solanales, Solanaceae.